Molecule: messenger RNA, 589 nt
Organism: Actinia tenebrosa (Australian red waratah sea anemone)
Lineage: Eukaryota; Metazoa; Cnidaria; Anthozoa; Actiniaria; Actiniidae
Product: cytochrome b-c1 complex subunit 7
Biological process (GO): mitochondrial electron transport, ubiquinol to cytochrome c
Cellular component (GO): respiratory chain complex III
Source: RefSeq, a predicted model, not a curated record
UGAAUAUUAUGGUCUGUCUUGUCCUCUAUGAACAAAAUGGCGUCUUUAGGUAGUCGUGGAGCACAGAGUCUGUCCUUAGGACAACGCGUUUUUACGGCUUUUAGAGAGUGGUAUGUCUACGCUUGUGGAUACAGACAGAUAGGUUUACACAAAGAAGAUCUUCUUAUAGAAGAUGAUCCUGAUGUUACUGAAGCUUUGAAGAGAAUACCAGAAGACUCCUUAAACAUGAGGAACUUCCGUAUCAAGAGAGCCAUUGAUGUCACCAUGAAACAAACAAUAUUGCCAGAGGAACUGUGGACAAAACCUAGCGAGGAUGUUCCAUUUCUGGACCCAAUAAUCCAGCAAGUUAAAGCAGAGCGCAAGGAACGAGAACUGUGGGACAAACAGUAGCCUCCAAGUCUAACUGGAAAUUCUGAGAUUAAGAAAACAAUUAACAUUCUUUCUUCAAGGAUACCUUCUGGGAUUCUACAUGUAAAUUAAGUUGACUUCAAAUCUGUUGUUUCAUCAAAUUGUUUGCUUUUAAUCAAAUAGAUUUAACUAUUUGAUUAGCGUGUGGCUGUAAGAUAAAUAAAGUGGUUUUUAUCAGAAA